Messenger RNA from Vespa mandarinia (Asian giant hornet), 909 nucleotides. RefSeq names its product Dolichyl-phosphate mannosyltransferase subunit 1 (gene Dpm1). The record is from RefSeq and is a predicted model, not a curated record. Gene Ontology annotation, cellular component: endoplasmic reticulum membrane. Gene Ontology annotation, biological process: protein O-linked glycosylation via mannose; GPI anchor biosynthetic process; dolichol-linked oligosaccharide biosynthetic process. Gene Ontology annotation, molecular function: dolichyl-phosphate beta-D-mannosyltransferase activity. NCBI's taxonomy places the organism in Eukaryota, Metazoa, Arthropoda, Insecta, Hymenoptera, Vespidae.
ACUACACAGUUUUUAUUUCAUUUGGUUUCAUUGACUUCGUGUCACGUCAAAAACAGGUUUUUACGAGUUGUUAUAAUGUUUAAGGAACACGAACAGAUUUUAACAGCUAUGAAAGAAUUAUCCAAAAACGAUAAAUAUUCUAUUCUACUUCCUACAUAUAAUGAAGUUGAAAAUUUACCGAUUAUAGUAUGGCUAAUUGUAAAAUAUAUGGACGAGAGUAAGUUUGCAUAUGAAAUUAUUAUAAUAGACGAUGGUUCACCAGAUGGUACUUUAGAUAUAGCAAAAAAGUUACAAAAACUCUAUGGGGAAGAUAAAAUAAUUUUGAAGCCAAGGGAGAAAAAACUUGGACUAGGAACAGCUUACAUGCAUGGAAUUAAAUAUGCGACAGGAAACUUUAUUGUUUUAAUGGAUGCAGAUCUUUCUCAUCAUCCCAAGUAUAUUCCAAAAAUGAUAGAACUCCAAAAAUAUCAAGAUUUGGAUAUCGUUAGUGGAACUAGAUAUGCUGGAGGAGGUGGUGUUCAUGGUUGGGAUUUUAAAAGAAAAUUGAUAAGUAGAGGUGCUAAUUUUCUAACUCAACUUUUACUGAGACCUGGUGCGAGUGAUCUUACAGGGAGCUUUAGGCUUUAUAAAAAAGAUGUAUUAGAACAACUCAUUAAAUCGUGUGUAUCAAAAGGAUAUGUAUUUCAAAUGGAGAUGAUAGUAAGAGCACGACAAUUUAAUUAUACAAUAGGUGAAGUUCCUAUUGCAUUUAUUGACCGAGUAUAUGGUGAAUCUAAACUGGGUGGUUCUGAAAUUUUCCAAUUUGCAAGAGGUCUUCUGUAUUUAUUUGCUACCACAUAAAAAAAUUUUACAUCUAAAUUAAAAAAUAUAACAGCAUUUUUUUUAUUUGAAUUUUAUAUUAAGAUAAUA